Penicillium brevicompactum is the source of this 2499-nucleotide messenger RNA. RefSeq lists its product as uncharacterized. The coding region runs from base 1 to 2499 and encodes 832 amino acids. Lineage: Eukaryota; Fungi; Ascomycota; Eurotiomycetes; Eurotiales; Aspergillaceae. The record is from RefSeq and is a predicted model, not a curated record. The transcript is spliced from 2 exons.
AUGACAACGAUCAACACACUCUCACAAUCUACGAUGGAAGUUCCCCUCAUGGAAGACUCCAUGGAGAUGGCCUCGCCCUAUAUGGGGCAGGCUGAUGAUUUUGACAUCGACAUCGACUUGAUGGAUGACCACGCUUCAAACAUGGAUAGCGAUAUGAUGGGUGCAGAUGAGUUUUCUCAGCCUCAAGAACCAAACAACGACGCCAUCUUUGAUGCCGACAUGGUCGACGAACCGUCAGAAGGCUCUAUGGUUGAUGUUGACAACUAUGUCGCAGAAGACCAUGACAUCGAUGUGCAAUCCCAGGGAGAGCCAUAUGAGGCAGAAAUGACCGAAGGUGACCAGGUCGAAGACGUCGUUGCUCCUGAAAUUGCCGUGACCCAUGUUCCCACUCUCGAAAAUGCUAUCGAACAGAGCAACGAAGAUGUUCCCGCUCCUAUUGAACAAGCUGAACCGGCCAUGGUAGAGCAGGUUUCACACACUUUACCCGAAACACAAGACGGUCGAAUCGAACCUACCCCAGUCCCAACUGAAGUCCCAGCGCCAGAAGCUGAGUCCCAAACCGAGGACGCAGACAAGAACGAGGACAACCAGGCUGAGCCAGGCACACCCGAAGAAGACGAUGACCUUGCAGAACCACCCACUGAAACACUUGACUUCGGUCAAAUCCACAACGCCCCUCAGCAGGAAGAGCCCAGCGAAAAGGCCAACGACGCAAUCAAAUCUGAUGCUGCUGCAACAGACGCAAUUAAAGAAAACGUUGCCGUCAGUGAGGACCAGGUACCUAUCGAAACAUCCGAAGAUUCUCAGCAGGUAGAGAAGCAGUCGGGUCCAGAGGUGGAUCACCACGAUGAAGGCGAAACCCAAAAUAUUCACCACGAAGUUCUUCAUCCUGUGAAGAUCAUCUACCAGGAGAAUGAAAUUGCUCUCUUUCCCCCUUUUGAAGGGGAUUCGGCCGAGACUUUCUUUCUCCAGGACGAAGACGUGGCAUAUGAAAGUUUUUCCCAGCUGUUCAAGGCUCUGCGCCAGGUACUCCAAGGCAAUGUUGCUGAAAAUGAAGUUCUAAUCAUCGAUAUCGAUACCCUUGGUAUCCAAAUGACAGAGGACUCCUCUCACACAUCCCAAGUCACCCUACACCAGAUUGUGGAUAUUUAUCUCAGACUUUCUCGCAACGAUGGUGCUAAUCACCCCGAUGCUCUCUACCUCACUCUGAGCAGUAAGCGUGCUUUCCCCGCUGAAAUUGCGGAUCUGCUCGAUGCUGCCAAUGAUGGCAAGACUCUGUCUGAAAUUCAUUCUUGGGAUGAGUAUGACGAAGGCGAGCCUGGUUCUGAGGAUGACCACACACAUGGGGUCGAAGAGCAUGAAGACGAAGCUUACUACAUCACCGAGGCUGAGCAAAAGCUUUCAAUCCCUGAAGACCAAUCAGCUUCAAAACCUGAAGAUGAGAAGGUUCCAAUCGAUGAUGACCUCCCAACUCAGCAACAGCAUUCCGAUGAGGCUAAGCCAGAGGACUCGAACCUGCCUGCCAAGGAUGAAGCCAACAUCAGCGUGCCAGAAGUGGAGGCCGCUACUGAGGCCCAGCCGUUCUCUGUUCAAUUUGAAGCCAAUGAGAUCAAUGAGCAAAAUCAACCCCAGCAGACUGAUCCUGACCAUGAUGAUCUUUAUGAAGAUCACUAUGAAUCCGAAGGCCCGCAUAGCGAGUCUACUACCACAGUGGCUGCGGCACCUGGCGAAACUGACGCGCAAGAAGAGUACACCCACGAUGACCAACUUGGGCAAGUGGAUGAUACCAGCACUGAGCAGCAUGAUGAGAAUGUCCACGAGGACGAUCAUGACUACGAUGAUCUCGGACCCGAUGAAUACUUUGAAGACGAAGACGUUGGUUUCGUCAAUAACUCAGAAACGUCCCAAGAAGGCCGUGAUUCCAGCCACGCCGGCACCGGUGAUGCCCAGCAGCCCAUCGAAAAGGAGCCUGUCUCCGAAGAGCAGGAUGAAGAUGGGCUAGGCACCCCGCCGUCGGCUGCACCCACUUCAGUGGGGCUAUUGCCAGAUGAGGCAAAUCCAAAUCUCCCUGAGCAGACGACAUCUACACUCGAAAGCGAGACUAAAGAUGUCUCUGAUAACAAGGAGCAGACCCCGGAGCCCACAGAUGAUUUGCUUGGGAUCGCUGUAGACCUGAUGCAAACCCCCGCAAAAGACAGCGAGCACGAUGCGCUUGAUCAGCUCGAAGGUCUAGACGACGAGUAUGAUGAGAAUGACCCUUCUGCAGCUGCUCCGAUUGGCGGUCCAGACGCCGACAACGACGAGUUCGAUGAGAAUGAGUUUGGCGAUUAUGACACCAAUUUUGAGGAAACGGAGGGCGUAGAGUUUGGUGAAACAGAUCCCUCCUUUGCGGAAUCCCAAUCUCACGAUAACGCGUCAACCAAACGGUCCCGCGAAGAAGAAGAGGACUGGGAUGUUGAGGACACCACUCUCGAGGCCAAACGUCGCCGGCCAUCGUAA